AUGAGAAAGAACGAGAAAGAAGACAAGAGAGAAGACGAGAGAGAGGACGAGAGAGAGGACGAGAGAGAAGACGAGAGAGAAGACAAGAGGGAGGACGAGAGAGAAGAUGAGAGAGAAAACGAGAGAGAGAACGAGAGAGAAGACGAGGACGAGAGAGAGGACGAGAGAGAAGACGAGAGAGAGGACGAGAGAGAAGACAAGAGAGAAGGCGAGAGGGAGGACGAGAGAGGACGAGAGAGAGGACGAGGACGAGAGAGAAAACGAGAGAGAGAACGAGAGAGAAGACGAGGACGAGAGAGAAGACGAGAGAGAAGGCGAGAGGGAGGACGAGAGAAGACGAGGACGAGAGAGAAAACGAGAGAGGACGAGAGAGAGGACGAGAGAGAAGACGAGAGGACGAGAGAGGACGAGAGAGAGGACGAGAGAGAGGACGAGAGAGAAGACGAGAGAGAAGACGAGAGGACGAGAGAGAAAACGAGAGAGAAGACGAGAGAAGACGAGAGAGAGGACGAGAGAGAAGACGAGAGAGAAGACGAGAGAGAGGACGAGAGAGAAGACGAGAGGACGAGAGAGAGGACGAGAGAGGACGAGAGAGAAAACGAGAGAGAAAACGAGAGAGAGGACGAGAGAGAAGACGAGAGGACGAGAGAGGACGAGAGAGAAGAUGAGAGAGAAGACGAGAGAGAGGACGAGAGAGAAGGCGAGAGGGAGGACGAGAGAAGACGAGGACGAGAGAGAAAACGAGAGAGAAGAGAGAGGACCAAGAAACACACGAUUAUCAUCACUUCAUCUGAGUUACAGCAGAGCUGUCCUCAGGCUUUUAUUCACUCCUACGGCAAAGAGGGUCUUCUCUGGGACCUCUGCACCUGGACCUGCAGAGGACCGGGACCUCUGCACCUGGACCUGCAGAGGACCGGGACCUCUGCACCUGGACCUGCAGAGGACCGGGACCUCUGCACCUGGACCUGCAGAGGACCGGGACCUCUGCACCUGGACCUGCAGAGGACCGGGACCUCUGCACCUGGACCUGCAGAGGACCGGGACCUCUGCACCUGGACCUGCAGAGGACCGGGACCUCUGCACCUGGACCUGCAGAGGACCGGGACCUCUGCACCUGGACCUGCAGAGGACCGGGACCUCUGCACCUGGACCUGGAGAGGACCGGGACCUCUGCACCUGGACCUGCAGAGGACCGGGACCUCUGCACCUGGACCUGGAGAGGACCGGGACCUCUGCACCUGGACCUGCAGAGGACCGGGACCAGCAGAGGACCAGGACCUGGAGAGGAGAGAGACCUGGAGAGGACCUCUGCUACUCCUGGCUUAUGUGUUUCCCUGUGUUGUGCUGGUCCCUGUGUUGUGCUGGUCCCUGUGCGUGCUGGUCCCUGAGUUGGGGGGGGGGGGGGGGGGCCUUCUCCAUCGUCUCCCCCGGGCCUUGCGGGCCUCGGACGCGGCUCUGUCCGGAUCAAUGGUAAUAACGGUGCAGGCUUCAUAA
This is a messenger RNA of Knipowitschia caucasica, 1494 nucleotides long. The record is from the annotation of a GenBank genome assembly. Lineage: Eukaryota; Metazoa; Chordata; Actinopteri; Gobiiformes; Gobiidae.